GCACUGCCCUUCACUCCAGAACAGUAGGUGGCGGUGCUGCAUCUCAUGAACGUUGGUGGCAAUCUGCCAUUAAAAGAAAAAGAAGAACGCCGCUAUGCUGCUCAGUCUGAAGGUUGAAAGUUGUUUACCGUACUGGAGAUCUCUUGAUUGUGGGCGGAGACAAAGGGAGACUUCCUCCAACACCAGAAAAACUACAGAGAGAUGAUCAACCAGAGAGCGGAUCAACCAGAGAGAAACAAGCUUCCAGAGACCAGAGAACAAAGAGAGACCUGAGUUAUGGAGACACAGCACGGUGACACCUGUGGGAAGAGUCUUUCCUCAUCCAGAAACCUCAAGCAGCACAUGAUGAUCCACACUGGAGAGAAGCCCUACAGCUGUGACUUCUGUGGUAAAAUCUUCAGCCGAGUUGAGACUUUCAGAGUUCACAGCCGGAUCCAUACUGGGGAGAAGCCCUACGGCUGUGACCUCUGUGGUCAAACCUUUAGCCAGGCUAGCCAUUUCAGAGUUCACCGCAGGACCCACACAGGAGAGAAACCCUACAGCUGUGACCUCUGUGGUCAAACCUUCAGCCGAGUUGACACUUUCAGAGUUCACAGCAGGAUCCACACAGGAGAGAAACCCUACAGCUGUGACCUCUGUGGUCAAACCUUUAGCCGGGCUGGUACUCUCAGCCUUCACAGCAGGACCCACACAGGGGAAAAGCCCUAUUGGUGUGAAUGCUGCAAUAAAGCCUUUUCUUCUUCUACUGAAUUGACGAAGCACAGCAGGAUCCACACUGGAAAAAAGCCCUACAGCUGUGACCUCUGUGGUCAAACUUGCAGUCGGGCUAGUACUCUCAGCCUUCACCGCAAAAGGAAACACACUGGUGAGAAGCCCUACAUCUGUGAAUGCUGUGAUAAAGCCUUCUCUACCUGUAAUGAAUUGAAGAAGCACAGCAGGAUUCACACAGUAGUGACAACCUACAGCUGCCCACACUGUGAUUGUGUAUGUGAAACAAAAAGCCUAUUCAAAAUUCACCUGCGUAUCCACAAUAAAGUUCCUGGCUCAAAAUGAGGAGGUGGUACCAUCCUGAUCAUGUGCACACACGUGCAUGUGUACCGUGCCUUCAAAAGGGUUAAGCAAGCACUUUCACAAGCUACAUUUGUUCUUGUAUUGUAUUAUAUAAAAAGUAUCACAUUAAAGCGUGUAGGGCUGUAUUGGCAGAAACCUGAAUGAUACAGCCCCUUUGUCACUGGUCACUCAGACACUCGUCUGGGACAGUUGUUCAUUUGCACCUAGGAUUGCAAAAUUCCGGGAAUAUUCAAAGGAAUAUACGGGAAUUAACGGGAAUUAACAGGACAUUUUGGGGUAAUUUAACUGUAUUUACCUUGUCAUAAGCAGACAUGCAUGCAAACAUUUAUAAUACAACUUUUGUGUGGACAUACAUACAUCCUACUCUCACUGCUGUAAAAAGUUAGUCUACUGUAUACAAAUAAACUUGUUAUUAAAAUGAACAUGGGUUCAGUUUACCAAGUAAUCAAUAUGCUAGGUAAAGACAAACAGUGUUGGGAAAGUUCACUUUCUACAUGAACUAGUUCAGUUCAUAGUACAUUUUUUUGAACUAAGUUCACAGCUCCAAAAAUGUCUUUCAAUAUGUUGCGAGUUAUAAUUGAAAUCUGUCUGCAAUACCGCUCUUGGCAUCUACGCAAUUCGGCGCUUUCACACUUGCCAGGCAUAGGGCUGAAAUGUUCAGCCCAUGUACGCACACCCAAGAGCACUCUCACGCACAAUUGAGAGCUGACAUGUUUGCGCAAAAUGUUUUACCGUUUUCGUCCGUUCUAAUUUAUCUUCCUUUAUAAUCAUGCAACUAAUAUUUUUUAUUAUUUUACACAUAAUUAAAUGUUUGUUUUAAUAAAUACACACUACACUUACACUUCUGCUCAUUUGUAAAGCACUUUGAAUUGCCAUGGUGUAUGAAUUGUGCUAGGCCUAUUUAAAUGAACUACCCUUGCUUUGCCUUCAAUUCACAUCAACUAUGUUAACGGGGAACCUUGCCAUCCAAUACUAAGUGACUUAUCACGGUAUUUAUAGGCCCAAGGUAGUCUUAUUCCGCACACUAAGACAACAUCACACAAUGGCGUGUUUAUUGCUGCUGCAAAAUUUUGCAGAUUGUCCCCUGAGGAGGGAACGCAUCUUCCAUGACCAUACCGAUUUAUUUUCAGAGAGUGACGAGUAGGGAUGGGCAAACGAUGCCUUGUGAAGCUUUGGUAGUUUCUUCCGGAUUGUGCCGAACCAGAGCCGAACUAUUGGCGCAUUGAAAUUGGAGAGCACAGUGACAUCUAGUGGUCAGCUAAAAUUAUAGCAGCCGUUUAAACUAACUGAAUGAGAUGUACCAGUAGUUUCUGACGGUACUUCGCCUCUUAAUUAUUCAAUGUCGUUCAUUUUUGUAAGGCUACGUGUAUGGAGGACC
Osmerus eperlanus (European smelt) is the source of this 2449-nucleotide messenger RNA. RefSeq names its product zinc finger protein 239-like. Gene Ontology annotation, biological process: regulation of DNA-templated transcription. The transcript is spliced from 3 exons. The record is from RefSeq and is a predicted model, not a curated record. NCBI's taxonomy places the organism in Eukaryota, Metazoa, Chordata, Actinopteri, Osmeriformes, Osmeridae. Bases 277 to 1053 code for a protein of 258 amino acids. Gene Ontology annotation, molecular function: RNA polymerase II cis-regulatory region sequence-specific DNA binding; DNA-binding transcription factor activity, RNA polymerase II-specific.